Paramacrobiotus metropolitanus is the source of this 3079-nucleotide messenger RNA. RefSeq lists its product as uncharacterized. The record is from RefSeq and is a predicted model, not a curated record. The transcript is spliced from 6 exons. Gene Ontology annotation, molecular function: DNA-directed DNA polymerase activity; DNA binding; nucleotide binding. The coding region runs from base 712 to 2721 and encodes 669 amino acids. Gene Ontology annotation, biological process: DNA replication. Lineage: Eukaryota; Metazoa; Tardigrada; Eutardigrada; Parachela; Macrobiotidae.
UCCGUCAUAACGAUAACGAAUUCCGAUUCGAUUUGUCUUGCUAGAGCUUUAGUUGUUGGAAAGGCUUAUGCUGACGGUGACAAACUGCUGUGCCGAAAAAUACGACGCGGAGGAAAGCUUCAAACGAAAGAAGCAAAGGACUUGAUACAAAAUGCUGGACUGGACGAAAGAGAGUACACAAUAACGGAUGUUCCAUUUUUCCAGCAAGCGCUUGCAACGUACCAAAUUAUCAUUGUGAGUGUUGACCAUGCCAACAGGAUAGUUUAAAGUGGACCUCAGCAGAAUAAACGCAUAGUUUUGCUGCAUCACAAUCAUCACUUUGACUUACUCAAUUCGUUGCCAGCAUUUUUUCAAAACAGCUAUUGGUGUUACGCUUGCAACAAAGGCUUCAAUGAAAGAGCUGAUCAUCGUUGUGAAUCAAUUUGCCACUCAUGCUUGCGUUCCGAAUGUGAGGUGGAUAGAAGAAACAUCAUCCAGUGCCCAGACUGCCAUCGCAAAUUUUUUGAUUCCGGUUGUUUCGCCGAGCAUAAGGUUGCCUCUACCCCCACACAGAAGCAACGGAAAAGCAUUUGCCAGACAAUUUUUAUUUGCCAGCAGUGCCUUCGUGUGGUAUCAAACAGGAAUCGCAAAGGUACCGAUCAACAUCAAUACGGAGAAGUAUAUUGUCAAACGUGCAAGGUCCACGAACUACCCGAGUCUCAUAAAUGUUUUAUGAAGCCUCACAAAGUAACCGAAGAGGAACUAGAAGAGCACAAGAGUGCUAGCUUUCUGUAUUUUGAUUUGGAGACAUAUGUGUCAGAAAACAGCGAACUGGUGCCUAACCUUGCGGUUGUGCAGGACGACGAAGGACACGAAUGGAUUUUUCCGGAAGAAGGUAGUCCUUUAGGCGGUAACGUUACUGACCAACUGUGUACGUUUUUAUUCAAUGAGCGACACAGAGAUCACUACAUCAUCGCCCAUAAUUUCAAGGGAUUUGAUGGCUAUUUUAUUUUGCGUUGGUUACUGGAAAACGGAAUAGUCCCAAAAGUUAUUAUGAACGGUGGAAAGAUUCUGCAAAUGGAUGUGUCGGAAUUCAGUAUUCGCUUCCGGGACAGCUUCAACUACAAUCCGCAAAGCCUUGCAAAAUGGCCAGCAACCUUCGGCAUUCGGGAUAUUGGAAAAGGCACAUUUCCGCACCGAUUCAAUCGUAGAGAAAACUGGGACAAGAUUCUUCCUUUUCCGCAGCCAGAAGAGUACGGAUUUUCAUGUAUGAACAGAAAGGCGAAGGAGUCAUUUAUGUCUUGGUAUGCUACGGAAGCGAAAGAAAAAGGUUACCUUUUCGACUUCCGGAAAGAGAUUGAAGAGUAUUGUCGCAUGGAUGUGACAGUAUUACGCACGUGCUGCCAACAGUUCCGCCGUCUAUUCCAAGAAAUCAGCAACGGAUUGUGCCCUUUUGUUUCAGCUAUGACGAUUGCUGGUGUAUGUAAUCGGUAUUGGAAGUCUUUUAUUCUUAAACCAGAACAGAUUGGCCUUCUUCCACAACGUUUACAUGCAAGAAAUCGGAAUCAGUCAGAAAUCGCAAAGAAAUGGUUAGCGUGGAUAGAAAAAGAAGAGGAGUGCAUUUUGGAAUCGGCACUGACUGGAUCUGAACACCAGAUUGGACCGUUUUUCGUUGACGGAUACCGCGCCGAUAUCAAUCAUGUUUACGAAUUUUACGGCUGUUGGUACCACGGGUGCCCUCAGUGUGAAGCUCCUGAAACCAUACAUCCUUUCCGGAACAUUCCAAUGUCGGAAAUAUACAACGAAACUCUGGAACGGGAGAAGUAUAUUCGCAGCCAGGGAUACGGUGUGACCACAAUAUGGGAACAUGAAUUUGCAGAUCAGGUAAAGUCGGAUCCCGAACUGCGAUCGUUUGUUCAGAAACUUUCGUUUAUUGCUCCUCUGGAUCCACGAGAUGCAUUCUACGGUGGUCGUACAAAUGCCGUCAAGCUUUUCCACCAGAUAUCCGGUGACGAAACAAUAAGUUAUUAUGACGUCAACAGCGAAUACCCGUACGUCAACAAAAACAAACGAUACCCCAUUGGUCACCCCACAAUAAUUACCAAAGAUUUUGAAGAUAUUGGAAAUUAUUUUGGUAUUGCCUUGUGUCAAGUGCUUCCACCUGGGGACUUGAAAUUGCCAGUACUACCAUAUCGCUCGGGUGGUAAGUUAACGUUUCCUUUGUGCCGGACAUGUGUGGACAAGUACCAAAACAUCAAGUGUCAGCACACCGAUGAAGAGCGCGCUUUAACGGGAGCCUGGUGUACACCGGAAAUAAACAAAGCUGUGAAGCGCGGAUAUGUAGUUCAAAAGAUUCACGAAGUCUGGCAUUUUGAGCAGUACGAGGACCGUCUUUUUGAAAAGUAUAUCAACCAGUUUUUGAAGAUCAAAACGGAAGCAAGCGGUUGGCCUGCUCACGUCCACACCGAAGAUGAAAAACAGCAAUACAUUCAGGAUUUUAAACAGCAUGAGAAGGUUGAACUGGAUUAUGAUAAAAUUACUCCAAAUGCUGGACUGCGUUCACUGUCGAAACUGUGUUUAAACAGUUUCUGGGGACGUCUGGGAAUGCAAGAAAACAAACUCAGCACUGCCUAUAUUACCGAACCGGAAAAGUUUUACGACAUGUUGUUGUCUGGAAAGUAUCACGUGCAUUCUUGGGACAUGUUCUCGGAGGAUGUUGUGCAGUUGACAUACACCAAAUAAAGCGGUUUCGUGGAUCGUAAUCCGAACACCAAUGUCAUCUUAGCGGCGUUUACAACUUGCUGGGCACGACUCCAUUUGUACAAAUUUAUGGACAUGGUCGGGGAUCAGUUGUUGUACUUUGAUACAGAUUCAAUUUUCUUUGUGACGAAACCCGGAUUGGUUGACCCCCCAACGGGCUGCUUCCUUGGCGAACUUACCAAUGAAUUAAAACCAGGACAGCAUAUUGUGCAGUUCAUCAGUUUGGGAGCCAAGACUUACGCGUACGUUACUAAUUAUGGUGAUACUGUGGUGAAAGUAAAAGGAUUCACUUUGAAUGGCCAAACUAGUGAGCAAAUUAAUUUUAGUAAAAUGCUGGAAA